AUUCCCCAUUUGCUUCUCUUCUUUUCCAUCUCCAAUAUCUUCACUCUCCAAUACUAGCUGCUGCUACUUCCACCUGAACCUAUGGCGUCCACAAGUUCUUUCAAAACGACAUCGCCACUCAGAAUUUCAAGCCAAAGUAGCUGUCGUUCACCUUCCCAAACUCAAACACAAUUGGGUUUUAACAUGUCAAAUUCCUUUCCCAUUCUUAAACUCUCAUCAUCAUCAACACCAAAAAGUAGAUCAAGCGACUUCACUACAAAAUCUUUUUUCUUCCAAAAGAAGAAAACCUCAUCACCCGACUCUUCUAGACCCACAAAAGUUCAAGAGUUACACGUGUACGAGAUCAACGAGCGAGACAGGGGAAGCCCGGUCCUUCAUAAACUGAGUCAGAAACCGGCCAACUCGCUCGGCGACCUGGUACCGUUCACCAACAAGAUUUACUCCGGCGACUUGGGGAAGCGUCUAGGUAUAACCUCCGGUAUCUGCAUCCUCAUCCAACACGUGCCCGACAAACGCGGAGACAGGUACGAGGCCAUCUACAGCUUCUACUUCGGCGACUACGGGCAUCUGUCCGUACAGGGACCCUACUUGUCGUACGAGGACUCUUACUUGGCCGUCACCGGCGGCUCCGGGGUGUUCGAGGGGGCGUACGGACAGGUCAAGCUCCGGCAGCUGGUGUAUCCCUUCAAGAUUUUCUACACGUUUUACCUCAAGGGCAUUCCUGAUUUGCCGACGGAGCUCAUCGGGAAGUCCCCAGUGGCGCCGUCGCCUGAAGUGGAGCCUUCUCCGGCUGCCAAGGCGGGGGAGUCUCAUGCCAUUAUUCCUAACUUCACCAACUGAUAGAUGAAGAAUAACUACAAGGAGUUUAAGCGAUUAGUUAAUUUCUUUUUACAUAAUAAUGUUGCCUGAUCAUGAUUUUAUUAUAAUUAAGAGUUUAUGUUUGAUUGACUUAUCAAGUAUAUAUUAAGGUAUGCUCUGUUAUGCUAUAUUGCAUAAUUUUUCACAGUCAACUUUUUUAUUAAGAAAGGAUAAAAUAAAAUAAAAAGUCAAAGAAGACAUGCAUGUGGUCCUAUAUUUUAUUUUUCA
Humulus lupulus (European hop) is the source of this 1086-nucleotide messenger RNA. RefSeq names its product allene oxide cyclase, chloroplastic-like. The coding region runs from base 82 to 840 and encodes 252 amino acids. The transcript is spliced from 2 exons. Gene Ontology annotation, molecular function: allene-oxide cyclase activity. The record is from RefSeq and is a predicted model, not a curated record. Gene Ontology annotation, biological process: jasmonic acid biosynthetic process. Lineage: Eukaryota; Viridiplantae; Streptophyta; Magnoliopsida; Rosales; Cannabaceae.